AUGGUAGCCUUAAGAAAUAAUACGAACCAAGACCAGGUCAACGAAGCAGUCUCUCAUUCAUACAACGUUCGUCUGUUGUUGGCGGACCAUGAACCUAAUACAACCUCUCAGGGGCUUGCAGAGGCACUAUUGCGCUUUCAGGAACUUAUAUAUCUUGACCUGUCUUAUACCACUCCAGCUCGGGACUGUAGUGUUCUAUCUGCUUUGUCUCAACUGGAGCAUCUCCAGGUCUUGAAACUACGGGGCAUUGGGUUAAGAGAUAGCGACGCGGAGUUCUUAGCCAAUGCUAUCGGCCUGAGAGUUCGCUACCUAGACCUGCGGGAUAAUAGGCUCACUGAUAUGGCCGUGCGGUCUUUACUGCAAGCUUCUUUCCUAUCACCAGGUAAUCCUGCAGUCAGUCAUCCGAUAGCUCCAGGGCCAUUCGCUCCAGCAACUUCACUAUCGACUAAUUCGAAAUGGCUCAGUUGUCCUACAAUAGAUGAGCAGUUUAUGAAAGCGUUAACACAACCCUUGACAGGUCGUUCAUGGGUUGAGGGCGUGCCACAUGUGGGUAUCACGCAUCUAUAUAUUGCAGAUAACCGGAUUACAGUCGAGGGUGUCGCAAGCCUUAUAGCUUCAUACCGACUUCACGCUCUUGAUGUAGGAACAGUUGAUACGGCCGAGUCGAUUCGGGACACACGUAUGAUAUCAUCAUAUCACAAAGACCCCCGAAAGCUUCCUGGCGCCGAGAAAUUGAUACCAAUUCUGGGCUCUGCCGCAAAAGAGAACCUUACCUACUUACGUGCUCAUCAUGCAGUUUGCACCGCUGAUGCUCCUUGGAAAGACCCCGUAUCAGCGGAUGUUUUUGUAGCUGAACUUCCAGCCGAAAGUGAAGAUCAAACUCAUGAGCUAGACGCCGCGAACGUGAUCCACGAGCUCCCCGCAGAAGAAGCUCCCAUUUUUGAGCUUGCGGGGUCACCAGUUCCAGAGGAAUGGAGAACAGGCUUUCAACGUUCCAGAGAUCAUACACAGGCGCCUAUCCGUGAAGAUGAGCCAUUGCCCAUACGAAGACGAGGUUCUGUUUUUGCCCCUGAGGUGGUUGAGACUCCUCAUAUCAGGACCGACGGUGAUGCUACACCUAUUACCGUUAGUCCGCUCCAUACAGCUCAAGCUCAAGAAGGCUUAAUCCCGACCGAGUGGGAGUUCAACGAGAACUCGGAAGUGUCUGGUACGAUCCCAAGAUGUGCAUCUCCAGUGAUGAUGGACGAUCCCAAAGCCCAGAAAAUCCAAGAACUCGUGUCAAAAAGACCAAAGAAUUACAUACUCCCUCGCAAAGAUAACAAGGAGAACAAUUUUCCGUAUCUGCAUCCUUCUUUUGUCCCCCAUCUUGAGACAUUGGUCUUGACUGAUGUUCCGUCUCAUGUGCCCGCAAACUCACCCAUCUUAAGGUCUCUAAUCCGCUUUAUAACGGCCUGCUCAAACGAGGCGUUGCUGGCAACGCUCCAAGCAGGAUCAGACUAUUCGCUUCCUCCUGGUCGAGCUCGAGCCAGAGCUGAACAAGAACGAUCUCGGUCUCUAUUUGCUCUACGGCGCUUGGUACUUGAAGUGACCCCUGUUGAGAAAACAACGGCUAGAUUAACUGCGUGGGAAUCAACGAGCUACCAACAAGGAGCUCCAAAGUCAAGCACCGGGGAUCGAGACUUAGAGAAACUGUGGACAGCAGCAGCGGAUGACUUCAGUUUCUUUGGUGAGGACGAAUGCGGAGUCCCGAACCAUGAUCCAGGGAGGUACUUCCCAAUGGCCGCUCUCAACGAGAAAGUCACUUUGAUCCCAGAAGAUGAUGAUUCUGACAACUCAGAGAAUUCAACGCCGGUUACUUCUGUGCGGACAUUGCUCCGUCCGGAUGCUCCCUCUUAUGGCAGCCAUUCUCGUCCCUCUUUCAUCAACUCUGGGCCAGCGCGGAAUGACGACGGUGUGGUUUCGCCUCAAGCUGAAGCUCCAAAGGUUGACCUUGUCGCGGAAUUGGCCGCUUUCAGGCGUUCAAAGAAAGCUGAAUAUGAAGAUUUGUUGCGUAGGGACCGGAAGAGAAGGAGUACGAUAGGCACCACGUCUUCGCUUCUCUCCCCGUCGGGGUCGUUAUCAUCAUCCGGGCCGUUGUCGCCUUCUCCAAGCUUGUCCACUCUGGCAGCAGUCUCGGCUCCUCAAAUGGCCAUGUCCCAUUACGUGGAAGGAUAUUGGAAAGGUGAAGUGAAGAUUGUCCGAAACCCCGCACCCAAAGGACGGAGUGGAGUGGUUGAUAUAUACCCCGAAGCCGAACCUCCAGCCGUGGAAGUCAUGGUGAAGCAUUUUUAUAGGGAUCCCCACAGACAACCUAACAUAAUCGUUAUGCGAGCUUGGAUUUCCGUUCGUCACCAAGUCAUAAUGUCGACAUACAAUGGAAUCAUGAAAGCCCCUGGCCGAACCAACUGGGUGCAUCCGGUUCCCGUCUCCACUGGGCUAUGUUCGUUUACCUUUUGUGAACAGUAA
This is a messenger RNA of Aspergillus oryzae RIB40, 2505 nucleotides long. RefSeq lists its product as uncharacterized. The coding region runs from base 1 to 2505 and encodes 834 amino acids. The record is from RefSeq and is a predicted model, not a curated record. NCBI's taxonomy places the organism in Eukaryota, Fungi, Ascomycota, Eurotiomycetes, Eurotiales, Aspergillaceae. The transcript is spliced from 3 exons.